Molecule: messenger RNA, 3844 nt
Organism: Hibiscus syriacus
Lineage: Eukaryota; Viridiplantae; Streptophyta; Magnoliopsida; Malvales; Malvaceae
Product: squamosa promoter-binding-like protein 1
Exons: 10
Coding region: 719-3682 (987 amino acids)
Cellular component (GO): nucleus
Molecular function (GO): DNA binding
Source: RefSeq, a predicted model, not a curated record
CUCUUUCCCCCUCACACACUUCCAUCGAACAGAAAAUGGAAUCGGAAUAAGUAAAACAAAAUGAUUUUUCUUUUAUCAAUGAAAUGACUUACCAGUGAGUUUAUGAAUUAUUUUCCAUUUUGUGCGUCCUACACCGCACCAAAUCAUCACCCAAGAGAACCAACAAGUAAGCAAACAAAUACGUUUCCAUUCAUCGUCAGAGAGAACCUUGCGCAAGCGCAACUUCCCUAAAAACUUGCGUUCACUUUCCUUCUAUCACGUUCCUACUGUUCCCGCCGUUUCUCUUCUCAGCAAGUUACCUUCUAAGUUUGUUGUUCUUCACCUUUUGAUUCCUUCUGCUUGUUUAAAUUAAGUUUUACUUUUUAAAAAAUGGUUCUUUUUUUGUUGUAGUGAGAUUGGAAUUAGAGAAAAAGAGGCUCAGUGUUUUAGAUUUGGGGAGUUGAGAGGUGAGCCUCUUCCCCCCCCCCCAUAAGUUAAUUUGGCAUGUGGGUUGCUCUUAAUUCGAAUCAUGAAUGUGUCGGUGGACUGUUUUUGGACUUUUGGGGAAGAACUGAAGCUGAUUAGUUGUAAUUAAUUGUAUAGUUUGUCUAUAUUUGGGGUUUUGGUGGUUUGAUCUGUAGCUGGAAUAGGGUUGAAGUUAUGAGUUUUUGUUGUUAAAUUAUAUAUUUGUAGGUUGAAUUACUGGGUUCGAAUAUUGUUGUAUAACUGGGUUUGAAAAAUGGAGACUAGACUUGCAACUGAAGCUCGUCGAUUUUAUGGUAUGAAUCCGGUGGAUUUGCGGGCAGUUGGGAAAAGGACAUUGGAGUGGGAUUUGAAUGAUUGGAAAUGGGAUGGUGACCUUUUCAUUGCUAGUUCGAUAAAUCCAGUGUCUGCUGAUAGCAUGGGAAGUCAGUUUUUUCCACUUGGGUCAGGUAUUCCUGGGAAUUCGUCGAAUAGUUCAUCGUCAUGCUCUGACGAAGUGAAUCCGGGAACUGAGAAAGCGGAAAGGGAAUUGGAAAAGAAAAGGAGGGUUAUUGUGGUCGAAGAUGACGGUUUGAAUGAAGAAGCAGGUAGCCUCACUUUAAAGCUCGGCUCCCAAGGUGUCCAUGGUUAUCCAAUCAAUCAACGGGAGAUGAGAACUUGGGAGGGAACUAGUGGUAAGAAGACUAAGUUGAGCGUAGGUUCUGGAAAUCGUGCAGUUUGUCAGGUCGAGGACUGUGGGGCUGACCUGAGCCAGGCCAAGGAUUAUCAUAGACGGCAUAAGGUUUGUGAGAUGCAUUCCAAAGCUAGUAAAGCACUGGUUGGGGAUGUCAUGCAGCGAUUUUGUCAACAGUGCAGUAGGUUUCAUGUCCUUCAAGAGUUUGAUGAAGGUAAGAGAAGCUGUCGCAGACGAUUGGCUGGUCACAAUAAAAGGAGGAGGAAAACAAAUCCCGACACAGUUGCCAAUAGCAAUUCAUUGAAUGAUGAGCAGACUAGUGGUUAUCUAUUGUUAAGUCUUUUGAAGAUACUUUCUAACAUGCACUCUAACAGAUCUGACCAGUCCACAGAUCAGGAUUUGCUAUAUCAUCUUCUUAGGAGCCUUGCUAACUGUAACGGUGAACAAGGGGGGAGAAACAUAUCUGGGUUUUUUCCAGAACCUCGUGAUUCAGAAGCUGUCUCGGCUUUAUUUUUGAAUGGCCAAGGCCCUCCUCAGCCUCUUAAGCACCAGAUAACUGGACCUACAUCAGAGAUUCCGCAUAAAGGAAUACAGUCUUGUGAUGCAAAAGGUGCUGAAGUGCCAGGCAAUACAGCUGGAGCAGUCAAGAUAAAUAAUUUUGAUUUGAAUGACAUAUAUAUUGACUCAGAUGAUGGCACAGAUGGCAUAGAGAGGUCACUUGCACCUGUGAAUGCAGGGACUAGCACCCUUGAUUGCCCUUCAUGGGUCCAGCAAGACUCUCAUCAAUCAAGUCCACCUCAGACCAGUAGGAAUUCAGAUUCAGCAUCUGCACAAUCACCUUCUAGUUCCAGUGGUGAUGCUCAGAACCGUACAGAUAGGAUUGUGUUUAAAUUAUUUGGGAAGGAACCAAAUGAUUUUCCUCUGGUCUUGCGAGCUCAGAUUCUUGAUUGGCUAUCACAUAGUCCGACUGACAUUGAGAGCUAUAUAAGGCCUGGUUGCAUUGUUCUGACAAUUUACCUUCGUCAAGCUGAGUCUGCAUGGGAUGAACUUCGCUGUGGUCUGAGCUUCAGUUUGAGUCGACUUCUGCAUUGUUCUGACGACACUUUCUGGAGGACUGGAUGGAUUUGUAUAAGGGUGCUAGAUCAAAUAGCAUUCAUUUAUAAUGGUCAGAUUGUCGUAGAUACAUCUUUACCUCUCAGAAGUAAUCAUGAUAGUAAAAUUAUGAGUAUCAAACCAAUUGCAAUAUCUGCAACUGAGAGAGCUCAAUUUUCUGUUAAAGGUAUCAAUCUGUCUUGGCCAGGCACGAGGUUGCUCUGUGCAGUAGAAGGGAAGUAUCUGGUACAGGAAGCUACUAACGAUUUGGUGGUGGAUGACGAUGAUGAUUUCAAGGAGCAAAAUGAGCUACAAUGUGUUACCUUUUCUUGCUCUAUCCCUGAUAUGAUUGGAAGAGGAUUAAUUGAGAUUGAAGACCAUGGUUUUAAUAGCAGCUUCUUCCCUUUCAUAGUUGCCGAGGAUGAUGUUUGUUCAGAGAUUCGAAUGCUUGAGAGUGUACUGGAGAUUACCAACACUGAUGCAGAUAUUGGCAGGACUGGAAAAAUGGAAGCCAAAAAUCAAGCCAUGGACUUCAUUCAUGAAUUUGGUUGGCUUCUUCAUAGAAGUCUAUUGAAGUCUAGAUUGGGCCAUUUGGAUCCUAACCCUGAACUCUUCCCUCUAAGGCGUUUCAGGUGGCUUAUGGAGUUCUCUAUGGACCAUGAAUGGUGUGCUGUAGUGAAGAAACUCUUAAAUAUUCUUCUCGAUGGAACCGUCAGUUCAGGGGAGCAUCCUUCCCAUAACCUUGCAUUAAUGGAGAUGGGUCUUCUUCACAGAGCGGUUAGGAAAAAUUGUAGACCUCUAGUGGAACUCCUUUUAAGAUUUUACCCUGAGAAGGCAUCAGAUAGAUUAGGAUUUGAAAAUGAGACAGUAGCUGACGGUGUUCGAGAAAGCUUCUUGUUUAGACCUGAUGCCAUAGGUCCUGCAGGCUUGACUCCUCUUCACAUUGCAGCUGGUAAAGAUGGUUCUGAGGAGUUGCUUGAUGCAUUGACCAAUGAUCCUGGAAAGGUUGGCAUCGAUGCUUGGAAGAGGGCUCGAGACAGCACCUGUUCUACACCUGAAGAUUAUGCUUGCUUGCGUGGCCACUACUCUUACAUCCGCCUAGUACAAAAGAAAAUUAAUAAGAGACCAUCGUCUGGGCAUGUAGUCGUGGAUAUCCCUAGUGCCAUCUCCGACUGUAGCACAAGCCUAAAGCAAAAUAAUGAAUCUACCUCCAGCUUUGAGAUUGGGAAGCUUGAAUCUAAAUCCAUGAACCGACAAUGCAAGCUUUGCGAUCAAACGCUGGCAUAUGGAUAUAGAACAACCAACAGGUCAUUGGUGUACAGGCCUGCAAUGCUCUCCGUGGUAGCAGUUGCUGCAGUAUGCGUCUGUGUUGCUCUACUAUUUAAGAGCUGUCCCGAAGUUCUGUAUGUUUUCCGUCCCUUCAGGUGGGAAUUGUUGGACUACGGAGCAAGCUGAGGUCCAGCAACUCGCCCCACGUUGGUAACUAUUAGUAAGGGCUUGUAUUUGUAAUCUGUUUAUACCGCAAAGUGAGAAGUGGUGUUAUACACCAGUAUUAGGACAGAAUUCCGGUGAAGGUGAUAUUGUCUGACAUACAUUACCUUUUGUUUGUUGUUCAGU